Messenger RNA from Drepanopeziza brunnea f. sp. 'multigermtubi' MB_m1, 2592 nucleotides. RefSeq lists its product as uncharacterized. The record is from RefSeq and is a predicted model, not a curated record. Lineage: Eukaryota; Fungi; Ascomycota; Leotiomycetes; Helotiales; Drepanopezizaceae. Gene Ontology annotation, cellular component: nucleus. Gene Ontology annotation, molecular function: RNA polymerase II CTD heptapeptide repeat phosphatase activity.
AUGGGCAAGCUACUGAACCUCGGGGCGCGGCUCAAGUACCCGCUCACCAUUAUCAAGCUGCUCAAGAAGCCCGGCGACGAAAUCAAGAAGCUCGAGCCCAUCCUCGAGUAUAGUUGGCCGCGCAUCGUCGUCGUCGGUGACACAACAUCUAUGGAAGAGGGCGCGCAAUGGACCAAGGCAGAGACGGCGUACGGCAUGUGGGAGAGUCCUACAGAGGGCAGCCUCAAGUCGUGGAAGGUGAAGGAAGGUAUGGUCAUCGAGCGGGACAUGCGAUUCGUAGACAUCGAGGAGACGUGCCCGCAUAGUGUGCAGUUCCAGGGCCUGUGCGGUAUGUGUGGAAAGGACAUGACGGAGGUGACAUUUGCGAGCUUCGGUGAUGAUACCGCGCGCGCGAAUAUCAACAUGAUUCAUGACCAUACAUCGCUGAAGGUUAGUCAGGACGAGGCGUCGAAGGCGGAGGAUGAACUGCAGCGACGGCUGCUGAAGCAUCGGAAGCUGUCGCUGGUGGUGGAUCUCGAUCAGACGAUCAUACACGCGUGUAUUGAGCCGACGGUGGGGGAGUGGCAAAGGGACAAGAACUCUCCAAACUACGAGGCUGUUAAGGAUGUCAAGAGCUUCCAGCUGAAUGAUGAUGGACCCAGGGGCCUAGCGUCAGGAUGCUGGUACUAUAUCAAGAUGCGGCCUGGUUUGGCGGAGUUCUUGGCACAUAUCUCGGAGCUGUACGAGUUGCAUGUGUACACGAUGGGUACGCGGGCCUACGCUAUUAAUAUCGCCAAGAUCGUCGACCCGGACAAGAAGUUAUUUGGAGAUCGGAUCAUUAGCAGAGAUGAGAACGGAAAUGUGACGGCAAAGAGUCUAGCGCGACUGUUCCCGGUGGAUACGAAGAUGGUGGUUAUCAUCGAUGAUCGGGCGGAUGUGUGGCCACAAAACCGACCGAACCUGAUCAAGGUAGUUCCAUACGAUUUCUUCCUGGGAAUUGGAGACAUCAAUUCGAGUUUCUUGCCGAAGAGAGAAGAGUUACCGCCGAUGCAGUCUAUUAUCAAGAAAAAGACGUCGAAAUCUGAGCUGAAGUCAGCCCAAACAGGCGAGGACGGAGAUACUUCCAACCUCAAGGAAGCCAGCCCCGAGGCCGUCAAGCUUGCCGAGCCAGAGCCAGACGAAGCCAAGAAGGAGGGCGAAUCGAAGAUUAGUGCCCUGGAGGAGCUGGUGAGGAUGGGAAGUGGCGACGACCAAGCUCUGCGACUUGAACAAGCUGCCGAGCAAGAGAAGUUCCUGGAGAAACAAUUGACGGAUCGGCCACUGCUCCAUAUGCAAGAGAAGCUCGAGCAAGAGGACAGUGAGGCCCCGGCCCAAGAUACGCCAAAAGGCGAGGCGGCACCCGAACAACCUCAACACAAACACAACCUGCUUGUCGAUAACGAUGUGGAGCUCAAGUAUCUGGAGCAACAUUUGACUCAGGUGCACAAGGCGUUCUAUGAGGAGUAUGACGGUGCAUUGGUUAAUGCUCAUGGAGGUAGGGUUGCACAGUUGAAGCCGGGACACAACAAGAAGAUGUCAAUCAAGACUAGUGCGGCAGAUCUCAAGAUAGUGCCUGAUAUUGGACAGGUCAUGCCACGGUUGAAGACAAAGACAUUAGAGGGUUGCACAAUUGUGAUGUCAGGCCUCGUACCGCUACAAGCAGAUAUCAUGAGGACUGAGAUUGGAUUACAAGUUGUUAGCUUUGGCGCGAAAAUUCAGGCGAAGGUCAACCGCAAAGUGACGCAUCUCGUAGCUUCGACGAGUAGGACCCGUACGCACAAAGUCCGGCAGGCGGCAAAGUACCCGAACAUUAAGAUUGUGAACCAGCAGUGGCUGCUGAAUUCUAUGAGUAAGUGGAAGAAGGAGGACGAGACCCCUUACUUGGUGACCAUCCACGAAGCCGAUCGCGUGCGUUCUUCAGGCUUCGACUCCAACUCCAGUACAGCCUCCUCCGUUGACGACUCUGACUCUAGUUCUUCCGAGGGCGGUAACGAGGACGGUACCGAGGAUGGGAUCGACGACGCGCCUAGUAGCUCGCAAGAUGAGACAGUCGAAGACUUGGAAGGCGUGAUGCCAAGCGAUAUGGAAGAGGGACGCAGCCCAAUCGAAGACCUUCAGCAAUUCAACUGGGGAGAAGCAGAUGAUGAAUUAGCAGAAUUCAUGAAUUCCGACUCGGAGGGCGAAGAAGGCGAUUCAGACUCCGGGAGCGAGAGUGACACCAGCCGAGCGAGCGACGCGAGUAAGCGGAGUCGGCAAGGCAAGAAGCGAUACCACGACGAAGCCACGGAAGAUGGGGAGAGUGAAGAAGAGAGCCAGCUGGCGAAGAAGCAGCGCAUUGCCAAGGAGAGGACGACGGGGCUCGCAAGUGGUGAGGUUUUGGGACUCGAGGAGAGUAGUAAUAGUCUGUCGACGCCGGCUGCGGAUGAGGACGAGAAUGUGGAUGAGGAUGUGGAUGAGGAUGUGGAUGAAGAUGUGGAUGAUGGCUGGGGAGACGAUUUGGAGGCUGAUCUUGAGGCGGAGUUUGCAAGGGAGGCGGAGGAGCAAGCGAAGAGUGCUGCGGAUGCGUCCGCUUGA